This is a messenger RNA of Caenorhabditis remanei, 4959 nucleotides long. RefSeq lists its product as uncharacterized. Gene Ontology annotation, biological process: regulation of transcription by RNA polymerase II. Gene Ontology annotation, molecular function: RNA polymerase II cis-regulatory region sequence-specific DNA binding. The record is from RefSeq and is a predicted model, not a curated record. Bases 1 to 4959 code for a protein of 1652 amino acids. The transcript has 14 exons. Lineage: Eukaryota; Metazoa; Nematoda; Chromadorea; Rhabditida; Rhabditidae. Gene Ontology annotation, cellular component: NURF complex.
AUGCCAGCACGCGGUGGUCGUUCGAAACGUCAGAACAUGGCCUCCGAAUCGGGCACUUCGACAAUCGGCGGUGAUUCAGAAGACCUCGAAACGCCGACGUCAUCUGCUCGUCCACGUCGAAGUCGUGCUCCGAAACGAUAUUUCGAUGAUGACGGGUAUAGUCCGCCGCCGCCGACGAAACGACGUCCCGCGAAUCGAGACACUCCUUCAGACGCCGGAGACGAUUAUGAGGAGGAGGAGGCGGAGCUUAAAAUGGGAAAUUUGAAGACAAAAGAAGCGCCGAAAACGGCGACGAGCACACCCGCAACUGGGGCAAGGAAACCGAGAGGUCGCCCAAAAAAGAACCCGACUCCCCCGCGAAAUCGUAAAUCCGGGGGUCGUCAGAAGCAAGAGGAGGACGUCAUCUACAUGGACGAGGAUUCAGAAGACGAUGACGACGAUGAGGAUUCGGAUGAGGAUUACGGUAUCGAUUUGAAUCCGUUGCCCCAUGAUUUGGAUGAUUUGGAUGAGGAAGAGUUGGGGGGAACUUCUGGAAAUCUGAAUGAUUCUGGAGGAGCCGUGAAGACAGAGGAUACAGUAUUCUGUCCGUGGAUUGACCUGGAUCCAGCUACUCUCCCAAGACUAGACCUUCCAGACACCUCUUUGGACAUUCCAAUCCCCCGUCACUCCACAAUGGACGCCAUUGAAAUCUACGAGAUCCUCCGCUCCUAUCACCGUACUCUUCGCAUCACUCCGUUCACAUUCGAGGACUUUUGUGCCGCCCUGAUCUCUCGAAACAACUCAUGCAUUAUGGCUGAAAUUCAUAUGGCAUUGCUGAGAGUUUGUCUGAAAUCUGAUGAUGAGGAGCAGACGCAUUACUCGGUGACUGAGACGAACAACUCGAUUAAUAUUAUGAUUCAUCAUUUGGACACGUUGACUUAUGCUGAAAUACUCAGACAGUAUAUUGAGGCGUAUCCGUUUGCUGAUACUACCGUUAGGGAGGCGAUUAAUGUCGAGAAUUAUCCAUAUGUUGGAUAUGAAUCCAAAGUCGUCGUUCUUCUCUUCAUGAGUUAUCGCUUCCUCUACUCGUCGGAAUUCAAAAAAGUCGUUAUGAAUCUUGGAAAAUUUCAGAACGACGAAAACUGUCGUGUUUGUGGAAAAUCGUCGGGAAAAGUGAUCGGAUGCACUCAGUGUGAAGCGGCGUUCCACGUGGAAUGUAGUCAUCUGAAACCAUUUCCAGAAGUGCUUGUAUGCAAUAUAUGCAAAAAGAAUAAUAAUGUGAGAGGAGUGCUUCCGUCGGAUGAAUCAGUCGACAGGGAACCGUUGAGAUCACAACCGAUCGGAAGGGAUCGAUAUGGACGAUUUUAUUGGUUUAUUUGUAGACGAAUUGUUGUUCAAUCGCUUGACGAAUCGGAAAUACACUACUACUCGACUCCGCCCCAAUUAUAUCAAUUACUGAAACGACUGGAUCGUGAUUACUACGAGAAGGAUCUGUGUGAGGCGAUUCGUCUGCGUAUCGAUGAAUUUCUGGAACAAAUGACACUGACGGUUGAAAUGACUUCGGAGAGGAGAGAAAAUGCGAUUGAUUCUGUGAUGAAGAAGAAUUGCAUUGGAUACGAAAUGGCUGAAACUGAAAUACCAAGCGUCUAUUUGCAUAAGGAUAGCAUGAAACGAAUGGCGUCAAUCCUUCGCGAUUGCUCAGAGCGAGUAAUAAAACAAGAAGUAAAAACGGAAGACGACGUCAAAGACUCCGCCCCCACCGCUCCCAUCGUCACAUUCGAAGAGGACUCGAUUCUGCCCGAAUCCAUGUUGGGAAUCUUCGACGGCGCCCUUGUCAACACGUUCUGGAGUGGCGGAGCAAGUCAAGAGGAGCUCAUUUCUCUGUUUUUAGACGCCUACGUGCAGGAGGAGAAUUCAGAAUCCUCCACGACGAGAUUCUGGAGAAUGGGUGAUGAAGGGAAUGAUCAGAGCUUCAUGGCCUAUUACAAUUAUUAUUCGCGGAAUGAGAUGGCCGAGAGUUUUCUCGGCCGCAAGAAACAAGCGGACAAGAAGAAGUAUAUGGCGUCGAAGUUUGCGACGAUUGAUCCGUUUGAGUGGGUCGUGGCGAAAGAUCGACAAUUCUAUGGGAAUUCGGUGUUACAUAAUAAAUUUGUCGGGUGGACACUUUCCAAGAUUGCUAGAAAAAUUCCCGCUGAUUUAAUGCACCGAAAAUGGCCGGAAAUGGCGAAAGGGUUCGAUAUAGAGGUCUCUGUCGCUGACGAUUUUAAGAAACUUUCGAACUGUCUGCUCCAGUUAGAUGCGGUUACACGGAAGACGAUUUUUAUGCCGCAGUGGUGGAAUGGAUUGGGACAGACCAAGUUGGAGAGAAUCACCACGGAGCAGAGGGAGAAUUUUGUGAAGGAACAACAGAGAGUGAAGAAGAUGGAGGCGGAUUCCCUCGCGAAAGAGCUCGACGAUAGUUUCGUGCGUGUGAACUACUCGAAACCCAAAUGGCCGAAUACGUAUCUACUUCGACAGAAAGGAGAAACAUAUCGAAAUGCGUGGAAGGGUGGAAUGGGUGGAUGGGCGUGGGUUGCGAGGAAAUAUGUCGAAAAAUGGGUUCCCGUACCACAGAUUCCACAGAACGGGGAUAAGACCAAAUCCGUGUCCAAUCGAAAAGCGGCUCACCUCGAAUCGCUAAUUACCCGAAUCACCCGUAAACGAGACACCAAAUCCUCCACGUCCUCCUCCUCCACCUCAUCAUCCACCGUCUUCUCCACCUCCUCUAUCAUCACCAAAUGCUAUUCGUCAUCAUGCCGUCGGAUUCCUAAUGUUCCCAACCCGAAGUGCUAUUCACCGUCGUGUCGAUACGGUAUUCUGACUGAGAGUCGGCAACGAUUCGACGAGGAACAAGUGGAGAAGCGAGGCGUUUUGGGAGAGGAGAGACCUUGGCCGAUUCCAGAGAUUCAGACGUUUUCGACGAAGAAAGGAGGCAAAAGUCUUUUUGUUUUGCAGAAAAAAAUUCUCCGAAGCCUCAUCGUCACCGCCGGUUGCCAACAAGUCUACAUGCCCGGAUUCUCGGCUGGAAUCAAGAGUAAUCUGUUGAUUUGGCCAUAUCCUGCACCGCGACCCACUCUGGAUUUGUGCUGGAAAUGGCAAACGCUCAACUCUCGAAGUCUUCACUGCGUUGCCCUUCAACUAAAAAUCAUGUGGUCAUCGAUAAAAUGGAAUGAAUUCGAUCCGGAAGACUCUCAUCCUGACCGUCGUGUCGUCAUCGACACGCCCACUCACGAUGAGAGACGACGAAUCGUUCGACACAAAGAGAUGCCACCGUAUGGACAAUACGAGAGAUAUCAAUUGGAAAUUGAGAUUAUUCCGUUGUAUGAUGAACAAGAGGAAGAGGACGAAUCGUGGUUAUCGAGAAAUCGAGCCACCGAUUGCUCACAGAGAACGUCGAGUAAUCGGAAGAAGAGACCGCAGAGAGCAAUCGACAAUCGUCAAGCGACUGCUCUCCGUCACGAAUGGGUCGAUGGAGUGACGCUGAAAGUGUUCGAAAUUAAAGAUUACUGGAAGAAUGUUCGUCUCGAAGCGGAAAAAAUCGCUCGCCGGAAACUGGAAAUGAUGAAAAAAGCACAGAAAGCGAAGGAGGAACGAGAGAGACAACGACUUCUCGCCAUGCAAAGAAAGGCGAUUUCAGCGGCGACACCGCUUCGAGCGCCGGCUGAAAGAGUCAAUGUACCGUAUGUUUCGAAUCAGGCAUUCAGACGGAGUACCGCCAAUUUUGAGAGCUCGAAUGGAAGUGGACGUUAUUUGGAGAAGUACAACCAUCAAUCCCAACUGCCUCCUCGCACUCCACACACCUAUCUCAGCUCCUCCUCCAACUCUCCAGCCACUCCAUCCACCGGCUACCGUAUCCAACCCAAUCCGAUCCGCCGUUCCGCCGUCUACGGUAUUUCCUCUCAACAAGACUUCGUUCCUACUCCGACUCCGCCCCCUAAUCGCCAACAACAGUAUCCAUAUGUGAAUCAGAGUCGAGCCGCCGCCGGCUCCGACUACUCGAUAAUGUCGGGAACCAACGGCGGCGCACCACCGUAUCAACAACAACAACAACGGACGACGGUUGUGAUGGGUAGUCAGCAACAGCAGCCACGUGGAAUCUCUCAACAGAAUCCACCACCAAUCUCUCAACAAUAUCAGAAAAAUGUGCCGUGGAGUAGCACCGAUCCGAGAAAUGGGACCGGAGUACGGUUUGCACCGUCAUCUGGAGCAAUAGGAGGACAGCAACAGACACGAGUUGUGCAUGUGCCGUACGCGCAAUCUGUAGCCGAGGAAGCGAUUGGAGCUCCGAAUGGAAUGGACGAUCAACCGCCCGUCAUGGCUCGCUACGAGAAUUCUCUCCAAUCCCAACAACAACACCCAAUCCGUCAAAUCUACACACAAUCAGGCCAACAAAUGCGAACACUUCCAUCCGGAACGAAAGGAAAAGUGAUAUAUGUCCAAGGCAAAGAUGGAGUCACUCAGAGAAUGAUAGCCAGACCAUCAACUGGAGAUUCUUCUCAACAAGAAUAUCCACCUGGUACCGUACUCUCGACAGGACCACCGCGAAUGGUGUCGGUGAGGGCGAUGAAUGGGGGAUCUCAAGGACAGAGACCACAGAGUGUGGUGAAUUAUAGAAGAGUUCCUAUCGAGGGAGGCGGAUAUGUUGUGAGGAAAGUUGUGCAACACCCACAACAGCCACAGCAGAGACAGAUGGACUACACAAAUCACCAGGAUCCUCCACACCCAAGCACCGCCCCCUCCACAUCAUCAACUCCUCAUCAACCUCGAUUCGUUCUCCACCACGGCCCGCCAUCCACGUCAUCAUCAUCAUCUCGCCCCGCCCACUCCGCCGGACUGCCACGUGGCGGUAUGACAAUGCAAAUGGGGAAACAACAUCAGGCUCCGCCCAAUUCUUAUGACAAUGGCCAAGAUGGAUACGCGCCGAUGGAGCACCAGCAAUAA